Chlorella variabilis is the source of this 1569-nucleotide messenger RNA. RefSeq lists its product as hypothetical. Bases 1 to 1569 code for a protein of 522 amino acids. Lineage: Eukaryota; Viridiplantae; Chlorophyta; Trebouxiophyceae; Chlorellales; Chlorellaceae. Gene Ontology annotation, molecular function: poly-pyrimidine tract binding; pre-mRNA 3'-splice site binding. Gene Ontology annotation, cellular component: U2-type prespliceosome; commitment complex; nuclear speck. The transcript has 11 exons. The record is from RefSeq and is a predicted model, not a curated record.
AUGGUCUGGCCGUGCGGAGCUCUGGAGGCGUUGAUCGCAGCUGCAUCGUGCUCUGCUGACCAUCGGCUCGCUGUGCAGCGUUUCCAGGUCUGCGUUGGGCGCGAUCAGCAAAGGCAAAGGCAGCGGAUGGGGAGGUCACGAAGCCGUUCUCCCAAGAGACGUCGGAGCAGGAGUAGAAGCCGUGAACGGAGGCGCAGCCGCAGCCGCAGCCCGCCGCCGCAGUCGGCGGACGAGCGCCACCGCUUCCUGGUCACGGACGAGGGCAGCAUCGCGGCGCAGAUGCAGCAGCAGCAGCUGGCGGCGCUGCAGCAGCAGCAGCUACAGAAGCAGCUGCUGGCGCAGCAGCUGAUGAUGGGUGGCGGCAUGGGGGCUCCGGGGCUGGCGAUGCCGCAGGCGGGCGGAGGCACCGGCGGCACGCAGGCGGAGACGGCGGCACGCAAGGCGCGCGAGAUCUACAUCGGCAACCUCGCCAUCGGCAUCAUCACGCCCGAGCUGCUGCGCGAGUUUUUCGACCAGGUGUUUGCACACCAGGUGGCCGACCCGGUGUCCUGUCCCCCCGUCACCAACGUCAACAUGGACACCACGGGCCGCUUUGCGUUUGUGGAGUUCCAGACGGAGGACAUGGCCACUAAGGCGCUGGAGAUGGACAAAGUGGAGCUGUGCGGUCGUGCCAUGAACAUCGGGCGGCCCAAGGGCUACGUGGCGGGGGCGCCGCAGCUGCCGUCGCUGCCCAAGGCGGCGGGCGCGGCGCCGAUGCCGGUGCCCGUGGCGGGGCAGCCCAGCACCCAGCUGCUGCUCAGCAACCUGCUGCCGGCGGGGCAGCUGCGGGGGGAGGAGGAGCGGCGCAUUCUGCAAGAGGAGGUGCACGAGGAGGCAGCCAAGCACGGCGCCGUGGCCGCGGUGGUGGUGCCGCCGCCCACGGCCUGGGUGCAGGACCUCAUGCCGGGGCGCUGCUACAUCAAGUACGAGACGGCGGAGGAUGCGCAGAAAGGCAAGGUUGUGUUUGAUGGGCGCACGCUGGACGGCAACACCAUCAAGGCCAUGUUUGUGCAGGAGGAGGAGUUCCAGCGGGCGGCGGCGGGGGAGUGGGUGUCCAAGCAGAGCGGCGUGGCCGGCAUCCCGCUGCCCGGCCUGUACACCAUCACACCCGUCACCAGCGGCAUCACGGGCCUGUCGGCGCUCAACCCCUCGCUCGCCUCGCUGGUGGCGACAAACCCCGGCAUUGCCGCGAUGAUGACUGCGGGCAUCAACGAUGACGAGGUGCCGUUUGAGGAGGGGUACGUCAAGCUGCGCGGCUUCCCUGCCACCGUCACCAAGGCAGACAUGGUGGCAUUCCUCAAGAGCUGCGGGCCGGAGCUGGCGGAGGACGACAUCCGGCUGGUGCAGAGCGCGGACGGCACGUCGCUGGGGGAGGCUUUCGUGCACUUCCGGGGGCCGCGCGCCAAGGUCCGCCUGGCGCUGGCCAAGGACCGGUCGGUCAUGCCGGCUGCACAAAGCCCCAUCGAGGUGCUGACGGCGGUUGGCGACGACCUCCAACGGCGGCUGCUGUCGGGGUGCCGGCUGGUCUAG